Molecule: messenger RNA, 456 nt
Organism: Funneliformis geosporum
Lineage: Eukaryota; Fungi; Glomeromycota; Glomeromycetes; Glomerales; Glomeraceae
Source: the annotation of a GenBank genome assembly
UUAAUAAAUUUAGAACUUGAAUUUAUUCAUAAACAAGAGAUUAUUCAUCGAGAUUUUCAUAGUGGAAAUAUUCUUAUCGAAAAUGAAUCUGAUAUUGUAAUAAGUGAUUUAGGAAUUAGUAAAUUAUCAACUGAUUUAUCAGAUGAUGAAAAUAACUAUUAUGGAAUCAUGCCUUAUAUUGCUCCAGAGAUAUUUCAAGAAAAAAAAUAUACAAAAGCUUCAGAUAUAUAUAGUUUCAGUAUAAUUAUGUGGGAAUUAAUGAAUGGUAAAAGACCUUUUGAAGAUCAAGCCUAUGAUACAGACCUUAUGAUUCGAAUUAUUGAUGCUGAAGGAUUUUGGAAUCGACUAACAUUAUUAUUGAUUUAUAAUCUCUCAAAUUUACAAGAACUUUCAUUAUCUUCACAUGAAAAUAAUGUAUUGGAAGUUCUUCAAGAACUCAUCCUUUCCCAAUUCUAA